CCCUGAAGGCAGUUCGUUUGCAGCACCAGGGCCUUGUGGCUCCAGCUCAUGUGCAGCUUCAGGUCCAGCUCAUGGAUGGUGCCAGCUGGUUUGUGGGUCUGUUUGGUUGCAGCUGCAGCUCAUGGGCAACUCUGGCUGGAGCUCGUUUGCACCUUCAGGCCCAGCUGGUUCCUGCUUCCAGUGUGUUUUGGGCUCCUGUCAGUUACAGAACCAGUCCAGUGUCAUGUCUCCCAGCUCCUCUCCAGUCCCAGCUGGUUUCAGGAGCUCCCACCAGACCCUCCUGCCUGCACCCCCUGCUCAGCUGCAGCUCCAGGCCCGUGUGGCCGCAGGGUCCUGCCCCUGAAGGCUCCAGUUUGUUUGCAGCACCAGGGCCUUGUGGCUCCAGCUCAUGUGCAGCUUCAGGUCCAGCUCAUGGAUGGUGCCAGCUGGUUUGUGGGUCUGUUUGGUUGCAGCUGCAGCUCAUGGGCAGCUCUGGCUGGAGCUCGUUUGCACCUUCAGGUCCAGUUGGUUCCUGCUUCCAGUGUGUUUUGGACCCCAGUUGGUUUCAGAACCAGUCCAGAGUCAUCUCCUCCAGCUUAGCUGCAUCUCCAUUGCCAGUUGGGUUCCAGCUCCUCUCCAUUGCCAAUUGGGUUCCAGCUCAUCUCCAUUGCCAGUUGGUUCCAGCUCAUUUCCAUGGCUAAUUGGGUUCCAGCUCCUUGUGGUUCCAGCCCCUCUCAGCUGGUGCUUGUUCCAACCCUCUUGGCUUCAGCCCAAGUUGUCCAUCACUCACUGUCACCAAGCACACAUGAACAUCAAGUGUCAUCCCUGGUCCCAACCCUGAAGGGGCUUGUACCUUGAAUAAACAG
Molecule: messenger RNA, 845 nt
Organism: Apus apus (common swift)
Lineage: Eukaryota; Metazoa; Chordata; Aves; Apodiformes; Apodidae
Exons: 6
Coding region: 72-680 (202 amino acids)
Source: RefSeq, a predicted model, not a curated record